Macadamia integrifolia is the source of this 492-nucleotide messenger RNA. RefSeq names its product isoflavonoid 7-O-beta-apiosyl-glucoside beta-glycosidase-like. Lineage: Eukaryota; Viridiplantae; Streptophyta; Magnoliopsida; Proteales; Proteaceae. The transcript has 5 exons. Gene Ontology annotation, biological process: carbohydrate metabolic process. Gene Ontology annotation, molecular function: beta-glucosidase activity. The record is from RefSeq and is a predicted model, not a curated record. Bases 1 to 492 code for a protein of 163 amino acids.
AUGUUUAAAGGAAUCCCAGAGAUUGGAAUUACAUUGGAUUGUGAGCAAAUGGUUCCUUUAUCCAACAAUCAGGCUGACAUUGAAGCUACUGAAAGAGCUUUUGAGUUCACAUUUGGAUGGUUUAUGAAUCCAAUAACCUUUGGAGACUAUCCGGAUAGCAUGAAACAUCUUCUGAGGAAGCGGCUGCCAAAAUUUUCUAGCAGGAAUCUCUCAUGUUGGCAGGAGCAAGAUAUGCCAAAGCUAUAUGUGGAGGGGAGUUUUGAGAUGUUGGGAGUUGUAGAGACUGGUUCAGAUUGGCUCUAUAUCUAUCCGCAAGGGGUACAUGAUCUUUUGCUUAGCAUAAAGGAGAAAUAUAAGGAUCCAAUUGUUUAUAUCACUGAGAAUGGAAUUUCAGAACACAGCUCAUUGACAAUGGAUGAAUCUCUCAAUGAUGACCAGAGAGUAAAAUCCCUCAAUGAUCAUCUAUGUUACCUUAAGAGGGCCAUGAAGUGA